UAACAACUUUGUAAGGUUUGUGGAAGGUUUUUAAUUUAGUUUCAGUUUACCUAAAUCAAAAAACGAGGUCCGGCCAAAACGUCUAUGUGUGAAGUUGCAGGUUUGAGCCACAAGAGGGCGAAAACCAAUUGGCUCAAGCAUACAACCACACUUAGAGUGGACGACCUUUUGGAGGGAACUUGUUUAUAUAUGCAGUUGCACGUUUGAGCCACCGGAGGGCGAAUCGUGCAGACAACCUAAUGGCCGGACCUCGUUGGUGGAGCUAAACCGAACAACCGACCGCAUUACCAGACCAGAUUUCAUCAUAAAAUGUGUCCCUACGCUAAACUGCCCUUGUGGAACAUGAAUAAAGUAGAUAUAUUUCGACUGAAGAAAACCAAAUUAGAAAUUAUAAUUUAAAUAAUGACGAAUAAUGAUACUGCUCAUUCAAAAAAGUGUAUAUGUCAACCUUUAAUCAUUUCUUAUUACAGACAAGAUUGACAUCGUUUUUAAAUGUGUAUCUGUAUUAUGAUUGAAUGCAUGUUUUGUAAAUCAGCAGUUUGGUUGACAGGCCACUCGGCCUGUGGACUGUACUGAUAGCCGUGUCCACAGACAGCCAGCCACAGAAAAUAGUUUAUUUUCAAUUAAUAAUGUCGAAUGAAAAAGUGGGACAAAAUGUUUAAUUUGCGUGGCUAAAUUAAAAUUAAAGGCUAAAAUUGAAAUACAACGUAAAGUGGGACAGGUGGUCACUCUACCGAUGACUGAUUACCACAAAAAUGUAAAACGUGUGUGUUUGUUACCUGGAAGUAUGUGACGUAGAUCAAGCCACGCCCUCUGCUCGCCCGUCACCCGUGUGUAACUUGACCUUUAUCACCAUGGAGACAGAAGCUGUCUGUUCAGAUGAACUACAGAACUUUAAUGACCCGGAGCUCCGCUCAACAAUUUAUCUGCUACUGUGGGAAAGGGGGAAAGGGAGAAAGGGGGAAAGGGAGAAAGGGUGAGGGCUGACGGUGGGAGACUCCUCCUGCACCACCUCCCCGGCUCCUGAGUCCCACAGCCGGGCAGCGUCCCGUCGAUAAUCCUAGCUGCUCCUCAAUCAUGACUCCGUCCCUUCAGAAACGGCUCAUCUUCUCCGCCUCCGGCCUCCUGGGUUUCUGUUGUGCGCUCGCCACCGCUGUGGCCUGUGGUCUGCCGCUGUGGGUCAACGGAACCGCGCUGUGCCGGACCGGAGCCGAGCUGGUGAACGCGUCUGGAGCAGAACUGGACAAGUUCGUGGGCGAGCUGAGCUACGGGCUGUUUCAGGGUCAAAGGGUGAAGCAGUGCGGCCUUGGAGGGAGAGUGUUCCGGUUCUCAGUUUUCCCAGAUCUCCUCGGCGCUGUUCCUGCUGCCCUCCACGUGUCUGUGAUUGUCUUCUGCGUCACUGUGAUUCUCUUCUCCUCUGUGGCCACCGGCUUCUUCUUCUUCAAUGCCUUUGGUCGACCUUAUGAGACGCUGCAAGGCCCCAUGGGACUUUACCUGUGGAGCUUCAUCUGCUGUAAGGGACAACUGAUUACCAAAUCUCACAAUCUUGGUACCAAUCCCUCAGGUACUUGUAGCCUUUUGGUGAUGAUCCUGUUUGCUUCUGAGGUGAAACUGCACCGUCUCUCCGAGCGAAUCGCCAACUUUAACGAGGUCACCUACACGUUCCAGACACACAGUGAACGUUACGACAGCUGUUUUUGGCUCCUUUUCCUGGUCUUCCUACUCCAUGGACUCAACAUUCUCUUGAUCCGUCUGACGGGAAUACAGUUCCCCUUCAGGGAGAACAAGGAGUCUGAGUUAAACGGGGGUGCUGUUGACCUGAUGUACUGAAGUGGAUUAAAAAAAAACACAAAAAGACACAUGGGCAUAUCAGAAAAUCAGAACAGCAACUGCCUAUAUUGACCAAAUCCAGAAAUAAGUUCUUCAACCAUAACUGGGAUACUAGAGCUAGGAAGACUCUCUCAUUCUACCACGACCCUGAACACCAGAGCCCUGAGCUCCCAAACUAUAAAGCAAACCCAGACUCCUAGAACCUCAGAAUAUAAACUCCUAACUUCAUAGAGCUUCACUCAAAAACUUGGCCCAAAAAAAUACUUUUAAAAUGUAAAUGAUCAAUAAUUGUAGUCACAAUAAACAUAAUCUCUAACUUG
This is a messenger RNA of Cynoglossus semilaevis (tongue sole), 2150 nucleotides long. RefSeq names its product clarin 1 (gene clrn1). Gene Ontology annotation, biological process: sensory perception of sound; equilibrioception. NCBI's taxonomy places the organism in Eukaryota, Metazoa, Chordata, Actinopteri, Pleuronectiformes, Cynoglossidae. The record is from RefSeq and is a predicted model, not a curated record. Bases 1078 to 1830 code for a protein of 250 amino acids. The transcript has 3 exons.